This is a messenger RNA of Sardina pilchardus (European sardine), 1353 nucleotides long. RefSeq names its product osteoclast stimulatory transmembrane protein (gene ocstamp). The transcript has 4 exons. NCBI's taxonomy places the organism in Eukaryota, Metazoa, Chordata, Actinopteri, Clupeiformes, Clupeidae. The record is from RefSeq and is a predicted model, not a curated record. The coding region runs from base 49 to 1158 and encodes 369 amino acids. Gene Ontology annotation, cellular component: membrane.
AUCCUGUCCACCUGCGUGCUGCUCACGCUGCUCAACGCACCGCCCAACAUGGCCAACAACGUCAGCACGCUCACCAACACACUCAAGUGCACCUCAGAGAGUGUGGUGUCCAGCCUGCUGAACUCCUCGGACGUGAUGAACGUGGUGAAGCAGGAGCUGAUCGGCGUGGUGGAGACGUACAAAGCCGCGUCCAGCUACGUCCAGAGCCUGCGCAGCUUCGACCACGUCACGCGUGUCAACGUCUCCAUGGUGACGCGGCGUUUCCGCGACACCGCCCGCCGUCUGAAGGAGGACUUCCUGCGCGCGCGGGGUCAGCUGACCUCGCUCAAGACCUACGCCCACCGCCUGCUGGCGGCCAUCUUGGUCCUGCACCUUCUCUUUAGCGCCGGACGCUACCUCCACGCCUACGUGACCGCGCUGGACUUCGACAACGUCUAUGUGACGCCCAGGCUGCGCCGGCUGGCGGCCGAGCGAGGGGUCCCGCUGACGGCCGGUCAGCUGCGGGACGGAGUGGACGCCACGGGCUACCGGCUGAGCCGGCGGGAGAUGUGGGAGUGUGUGCCGCCGCUGGUGCUGGUCACUCUGCACCUGCUGCUGUGUGUGGUGCUGGUGGCGCUGGACUUCCUGGUUUACCGAGUGGUCAGCGCCGGCCGGCCCUGGCUGCUGGACAUCCCCGACACCAACAUCACGCUCAGCGUCAACUACAAGAUACAUGUGUGUGUUCCAGGCGUGUGUCUGGUGGCAAACUGCUGUUCGGACGGUCUGGUGUUUAAUCGAACAUACCGCUGGCCCGUGCAUAUGGGGUCUGCUGUCUGCCGGACCUCAGCGUUGCCGUCGGCGCCGGAUAGAGGCGUUCUGCUCCUGCUGACUCUGCUGUUCAUGCUGAGCUACGUGCUGGCCGUCCUGCAGGUGUACGUGCGGAGGGUGCGGCGGGCCGUAGCCGCCUCCUUCUUCCCGCGCCAGGAGGAACGCCGUAACGACUUCCUGCUCCGCAAGCUGCUGGCCAAGCAGAGCGGGCGCGUCUUCACCAUAGCGACGGCAGACACGGCGAGCAGUGGAACUGAGAGGACGACGCGACAACAACAAACGCACGCGUAUCCGCCGCUGAGGCUGCAACUGCCACAACAUCCAAACAAACAGAAGCACAUCAGGAUGUGAGACUGCAACUCCUGCUGUACAACGGUGACUGUCUGACAGGCGUCCAUCUUAGAAACAUACAGCACCUCAUGGGAGGAACGAGGCCCUUUGCUGUCAGGGCUUUGUCCAUCCACUGCUCUGUGUUUGUGCUCUAGUGGGACCAGACUGAGUGUGUGUGUGUGUGUGUGUGUGUGUGUGUGUGUGUGUGUGUGUGUG